Lactuca virosa is the source of this 1251-nucleotide messenger RNA. The record is from the annotation of a GenBank genome assembly. Lineage: Eukaryota; Viridiplantae; Streptophyta; Magnoliopsida; Asterales; Asteraceae.
AUGAAGCCCUCGAUUUUAACCCAUCUGCUACCAAACGCAUUUCUAUCAAUCACCACCACCUCCAGAACCAGUAGCAGCGAUGAAAGCAGUGACGACGCCGACGAGGUCCUGGCAGCAGCCGCCGCACCCCACGGUGUCAUCCACCAUGGAAUCCCUCAAACACCCACAGUACCCUCACCCUCCGCCCCAUACCAAUCACUAACCAUCGUCACCGGCCACACCGAGUCUGUUUCUUGUCUUGCGUUAUGUGGAGAAUUCAUCAUCAGUGCCUCUCAAGGCAAAGAAAUCAUGGUUUGGCAACAACCGGAUCUCCGACUGCUUACCACCUUCGGCCAUGGCCGUGGCUCCGUCAAAGAUCUCGUCACUGUCGGAAGCAAAAUCUUUACAGCCCAUCAAGAUUCGAAGAUUAGGGUUUGGAAGGUGUCAAGAAAUCUUGAAAACAUCUUCAAAUUCGUUGACACUCUCCCAACGAACAAGGAUUAUCUUGGAAAGUUCAUGAAGCGCAGUCAUUACAUCCAAACAAGACGCCACCAUAAGCGUCUAUGGAUCGAACACUCAGACACCAUUUCGUGUUUAGCUGUUCAGGAUAACUUGAUCUAUUCUGGUUCUUGGGAUCGAACCUUAAAGGUCUGGAGAGUAUCUGAUUUCAAAUGUUUAGAAUCAAUCAAAGCCCACAACGACGCCAUUAACGCUCUCACCACCAGCAAAGGAAUGGUUUUCUCCGCUUCUGCAGAUGGGAAGAUCAAGGCAUGGGGGAGACUUGAACCAGAAGGUCCACAUUUCUUGAUGGCAAUUCUUGAAGGUCACAAGGACAUAUCCAUGAACUCCGUCAUAGUUUCCGGUGAUGGGACGGUGGUCUACGGUGGUGGGUCAGAUGGGUAUGUGAUAGGGUGGUCGGUGGACAGUUGGGAGGUUGUUUUUGAAGUUGAAGCACAUAAAAUGUCUGUUUUGUGUAUGUGUAUGAAGGGUGACAUUCUGUGUACUGGUUCAACAGAUCGGAGUAUCCGUGUAUGGAAGACGGAAGUCAAAGGGUUGACUAAAAUUGGUGUGAUGAAGGGUCAUGAUGGACCAAUCAAAUGUUUACAAGUGUCACCAAGUCGUAUUGGUGGUGGGUUCUUGGUGUAUAGCGGUAGUCUUGAUAAGAGUAUUAGGGUUUGGUGGGUCCCAAAUAGGAACAAAGUAGAGGUCAUCACCUCUACUCCACCAAUUAAAAUCAUAGAAACAAUUAAUCCUGCACUUACAUUCUUGUAA